This is a messenger RNA of Mya arenaria, 2992 nucleotides long. Its product is annotated as 15-hydroxyprostaglandin dehydrogenase [NAD(+)]-like. Gene Ontology annotation, cellular component: cytoplasm. The transcript has 7 exons. The coding region runs from base 439 to 1230 and encodes 263 amino acids. The record is from RefSeq and is a predicted model, not a curated record. Gene Ontology annotation, molecular function: oxidoreductase activity, acting on the CH-OH group of donors, NAD or NADP as acceptor. Lineage: Eukaryota; Metazoa; Mollusca; Bivalvia; Myida; Myidae.
CAAGGUCGGAUUUUUAAAUAUUUUGGGUAUCAUUUCUGUUAAAGCCCUUUAAACAAUGAAUAUAUAUAUAAGCUAUGAUGGACAUAGUUACAGUAUUUUGACUUAGGAAAUCUUCUUCUGCUGAUUAAAGCGGAAUAUCCGUUAAUAUUUUAUUUAAACACUAGAGAAAACUUUCUUGAUCGGUUGAAUGCUAUGGUUAAAGAAAUUGGAAAUUGGAUUAUUCUAUAGUUCGUGGGGAUAUUAGCUCGUAAUCAAACCAAACUUUUAAACACUACAAGUGUGAAACUGUUAAGCGUAUCUACUGUAGAUAUACCGUCCGUUAAAAACAUUUACGAACAAAGUGGUGUAUGUGUUGAGUUUCCUUAAUGUAUCAUUUUACUGAAAAAGAAUAAUAUCAGACCAAAGAUGUUUUUAUAAUUUUCUCGUGAAAAUAUAAGAAUGCAAAUAAGCGGUAAAGUUGCGUUGGUGACUGGAGGUAUUUCGGGAAUAGGACAGGGAUUUGUAGAGGCCCUUCUUGCUGGAGGUGCAAAGGUGAGUAUCGUGGACUUCAACGAGGAGGCUGGACGCGCUACUGAGAAAGACCUUGCGGAAAAGUACGGCAGCAGUAACGUCAUCUUCUGUCCGUGCAAUGUUACCUCACAGGAACAGUUUGAAGAGGCUUUCCGACGUACGCGGGGGGUGCUUGGUGGCCCGGAUAUUGUGGUAAACAAUGCGGGUGUAGGCGGGGAAACGGACGAUAAAUGGGAAUCUGUCAUCGACAUCAACCUGAAGGGAACAUUACGUGGUACUCGGCUGGCACUGAAAUAUAUGAGUGAGGCGGGAGGCGGCAGCGGCGGAGUCAUCGUCAACAUGGCCAGUAUGGCGGGAGUCAACCCAAAUCCCUUUGCACCUGUUUACGGGGCAUCAAAAGCCGGUAUUAUCCAUGCUACAAGAUCUCUAGCAAUAUCACCUGAUGUUCAAAAGUCCGGUAUCCGUCUUAACGUCAUGUGCCCCGCGUUCGUGGACACGCCGAUGUUCAGGAACAUGGCUUCCGGUGACGCCUCGCAGACUUCCAGUUCAGACCAGAUGGCGGUGAAGGCGUUUGUAGAUCAUAUCGGUGUUAUGAGCGUGGAUGAGGUUGCAGCGGCUUUUCUGGAUCUAGUCAAAGACGAAACAAGAAGCGGAAUCAUUUUGCGGUGUGCUAAGAAAACCGGAAUUCAAUACAGUACUCUAAGUGUACAGGAUGUAUAACCGAUAACGACGCAAUGAUUCGUGCUCAAUCAAAAAGAAAAUUUAAAAACUGUUGAUUAUUUUCCAACCAUGUAUCAAUCUCAAGUCAACGGUUGCUUCCCUUUGAUGUAAUCAUCUCUUCACGCCAAAGGAGAUUACUGCAUUGAAAAUUGACAAUCAGUUGUGACAUCUGAAAAUCAAGGGAGUUCAUUCUGGAUACUACAAUGAGUAAAAUACUCUUGCUUACAGACCUUUCGAAAUGACCCAAUUAAGAUUGACAUUUGGGACGGGACUUACUGUACGCUCAAAAUGGUUGUGUUGUGCUCAUGGGUCUGUAUCUAACCACAAUGGCCCACUUGAUACCAAAUAUGCUUUCAAUAGCCUUUUCAUUGUUCAGGCGUGUCUCAAUCAGGGGCGUAGCCAGCUUUACGCAUUUACGCAUGUGCGUAACAUCAAUUUGAAAAAGGAAAAAAUAAAUAUGGCCAAUAAUGGCAUCAAAAACGAGGGCUUAGCUAUAAAAUGAUAUCAGAAUAAAAGGAAAAUCAGCUAAAGUAAGCAUUGCUUCUCUAUGCUAGAUAGCUUACUGAGCCUAAAUCAAUCACUUGAUUACUACAAAGUCGGCGGCCUCGAAUCUAUAAAUCACUUCAAAAACACCUCAGAGUUCAACAUGGUAGUUCCAUUUUCCAUUUUUUCCCUCGGGAGGCUCCCCGAGCCCCCAACCGGCAACAGGGAUAUUCCCCCUCCCACAUCCGAACCCUUUCGUGCGUAACAUUCAGUAAAGCCUGGCUACGCCCCUGUCAAUGUAGCGAGGCCAGGGUAAAUUGUAUUUACACACCUCCUUUUGGGACCAAUUUAAAAUAUCUAAUAUCAUAGGAUUUAUAGUUUAUCAAUCAAUACAGCAAUACAGUCGAAACCAGCUGGCUCGAACUCGCUUGGCUCGAACUCGAUUGGCUCGAAUUCCUCGUUGGCUCGAACUUGAUUUAGAGGACCGAUUUCUUUUUACUGAAGGUUAACAAUCCCGCUUGACUCGAAUUUUCCGACGCUCGAAGUAUUUAAGCCGGUCCCUGGGAGUUCGAGCCAACGGGGUUCGCCUGCCGUAUACAUUUCAUGAUAACAUAACAACAAAAGUAUUGCCACUCAAAGUAAGAGUUAUAGUAAGAGACUAUAGUUACAACACAAUAUUAUUACAGCAAACAGAUGAUGUUUAUAUGUAUAUAUAUAUAUAUAUAAACAUCAUCAUAUAUAUAUAUUUAUAUAUAAAAAAAAAAAAAUAUAUAUAUAUAUACACACAACAGGAGACCAGAAACAAAUGCUUAUCUUAGUAUAAAAAUAUAUUAAAGGAGGGAAUUAAAAUACUGAAAAAUAACGCGCACUAUCAUGCAAAAUUAAGAAAUGGAAGUAAAAUACCUAUUAUCGCGGUCAGACCGUAGAUGAACUAAUUAGCAUAAUUUAUGUUAUGAGUAUUUCACUGUGGAAUGGCAAAUGAGUCAUAAAGCAAUGUAGCAUUUUGAAAACAGGGGCGUAGCUACCUUAAGGCCAUGUAGGCCGCGGCCUACAUCUUUUUCCAAAAAGUUGAGAACAAAAACGAUUAUGAAGACUGUCGCAUUUUUAUUUAUACGACAUAUCAAUAUCCAUAGAGGGUAUGUCAUCCGAACGGCGGAACCCCCGAGGACACGGCCUACACAGUGUUUGCAGCCAAGCUACGCCCCUGGAAAUGUUCAUUGAAAUCAUAGUGAUAAAUGUUAGUUGACAGUGUGUUAACUAAAUAAAUAAAGAACUUGAA